Molecule: messenger RNA, 1287 nt
Organism: Hypomesus transpacificus
Lineage: Eukaryota; Metazoa; Chordata; Actinopteri; Osmeriformes; Osmeridae
Exons: 6
Coding region: 1-1287 (428 amino acids)
Biological process (GO): DNA integration
Molecular function (GO): nucleic acid binding
Source: RefSeq, a predicted model, not a curated record
AUGGAUCGAAGAGAUUUCCUUAUACACUGCAGACAAACGUUUAACGAUUGCUGUCGGCAACUACUAACAGACAACGUUGAACCCAAUGUAAUUCAACCUACAAUAACCAGGUUGGAAACCAUCAAGCUGAGUUUGGGGUGGGCAGCUGGACACCUGAUCACUGUGGCUGAAGCAGAUAAUUUCAUCCAGAUCAUCUCAGACUUCACCCAGGAGGUCCAGAACAAUAUACCUCUUGAUCAAGAUGUUCCAGGUUACCAAGCACCUAGGGUUUAUACUGGAUUGAGAGGACAGCCAAGAUACAACAUCACUGAAGAUCAGCUGGGAUUUCUUGUGUCGUGUGGCUUUACGGGGACUGAAAUAGCAGCCAUCCUGCAAGUCUCAAGAACAACAAUUAAAAACAGGCUUCGGGAAUUCAAUCUGACCCGGGCCAGUCAAUAUGCUCAACUCACCGAUGCUGAACUUGAUGACCUGGUAACCAGUGUCGUCGGAGCUAAUGAGCAGCUUGGCCCAGAGUCUGUCAGAGCCCAGCUGAGGGCAAAUGGUGUCCUGGUGAAGAGGAGUAGAGUGAGGAGCAGCAUGAUUAGGAUAAAUCCAAGGGCAGCUGCCCUCAGAGCCAUGUCCCACAGGCUUCACCGCAGGGCAUACCGAGUUGCUGGGCCAAACUCUUUGUGGCACAUUGAUGGAAAUCAUAAGCUUAUAAGAUGGAGGAUUGUUAUUCAUGGAGGCAUUGAUGGCUACAGUAGGCUUGUAGUUUUUCUUAAUGCAUCCAACAAUAACAGGAGCCAAAAUGUCAUGAUGCAGUUCAUGAAUGCCAUUGGCAGGUAUGGCGUCCCUUCAAGAGUGAGGUGUGACUUUGGUGGGGAGAAUAAUGACGUCUGCCUGUUCAUGGAAGUUUAUCGUGGAUUAGGCAGAGGGAGUGCCUUGAGGGGAAGGAGCACCCACAACCAGAGGAUCGAGCGGUUGUGGGGAGACGUCUGGCGUGGCAUAAACAAUGUCUACCAUGACCUUUUUUCUUUCCUGGAGUCAGAUGGCAUCAUAGACAUUGACAAUGAAAUGCACCUCUGGGCUCUACACUAUGUCUACCUGCCCAGAAUAAACAAGGACUUGAGACUGUUUUGCUCUCAGUGGAACAACCAUGGUCUGCGAACAGAGAGGAACCGUUCUCCAUUGCAGCUGUUUGUUCGGGGAAGCCUAGAGCUGCAGGGUAGGCCACUGACUGCAAUAAGAGACUUGUUUGCCAGGGACCUGGAGGGACAAGGAGCUGCUGGUGCUGGGAUUGGCACUUAA